Onychostoma macrolepis is the source of this 4343-nucleotide messenger RNA. RefSeq names its product major facilitator superfamily domain containing 12b (gene mfsd12b). The transcript is spliced from 10 exons. The coding region runs from base 577 to 2004 and encodes 475 amino acids. Gene Ontology annotation, biological process: carbohydrate transport. The record is from RefSeq and is a predicted model, not a curated record. Gene Ontology annotation, molecular function: symporter activity. NCBI's taxonomy places the organism in Eukaryota, Metazoa, Chordata, Actinopteri, Cypriniformes, Cyprinidae. Gene Ontology annotation, cellular component: membrane.
CAGCUUAAAUUCAUGCUUUUAUUGGUUACAUGCGGAACAAAAACUGAUUUUGUGCUGUUUGAUUGCUUAUUUCUCCAAAACUUGACUCGUCAAGAGCGCCUAGCAAUGCUCAAGCAAACACCCAUGGGUUAAUGUAUUCGAAAUAUUUAAAUUGAUUGAAUUAUUUGUUUAUUUCAUUUAUAUACAUGUUAACUUCUUUUUUUUUGCGUAGCUAAGUUUUGGUUGCUUCCAGACCUUACCUUUAAAUUUAAGUUCUGAUAAUGUGCUGUUUUCGUUUACAGAGUCAAAGCUGACAUUGGUAUCUUUUCCUUUCCUCUUUUAAAAGAGGGUAUGUGCUGUAUAUUAAAAUCAUGUCAUAGUAACAUCCCCUUUCCCUGGAUAGCGUGGCUGUGAGAUGGAGAAUUAAAACCGAAAACGAGCACUGCUGGAUGCAAACAAUCAAUGGCAGCAACCAUUUCACUUUUACUUCAGAACUAGAGGAUCCUUUUCAACGGGAUUCAGGGUUCAGUCGUUUGACUCAUUGCUAUAGCUGUGCUUAAGAGAACCGCUCUUUCUUUACCGUUUCCUUCAUUCACGAUGUCCGAUCAGCCGGUAACUUUACCCGUGUGCAGGCGCCUGACGUACGCCGUGGGACAUUUCUUCAACGACCUCUGCGCGUCCAUGUGGUUCACGUAUUUACUGGUGUAUUAUCACUCGGUUCUCGGUUUCAAGGACACGAACGCAGGUGCGCUGCUGCUGGUCGGUCAGAUCGCGGACGGCAUCUGCACGCCGCUCGUCGGUUACGAAUCCGAUCGGACGUCAGGAUGCGGAAAGUAUGGGAAAAGAAAGACCUGGCAUUUAGUGGGAACAAUAAGCGUGUUUGCCUCCUUUCCCUUCAUAUUCAACCCCUGCAUUGGAUGUGAUGAGAAAACCCCACAGACCACAGGAAUGAUUUACGCCAUCCCAUUCAUCAUUAUCUUCCAAUUCGGCUGGGCUGCUACCCAGAUAUCCCACCUGUCGCUCAUUCCUGAACUGGUCACAUGUGAGCACGCCAAAGUGGAACUAACAUCAUACAGGUAUGCCUUCACAGUGGUGGCAAACAUUGCGGUAUAUGCUGUAGCAUGGCUCUUGUUCCACUUCCAAUCCCAACAUACAGAAGACCAGAGUCUGGGCUGGGUUGAUGUUCCCACAUUCAGAUAUCUGUCACUCAUAAUAUGGGCCAUCGGUAUUGUUACCUCCAUCAUCUUUCACCUGGGCACUAAGGAGGAAGGAGUCCAGCCUCAGGAGAGUGAAGAGACUGGCUCUUCCCAGAUCUCCGGACCCCUACUCCUGUGGAAACACUGGCUCGUUGAGCCUGCCUUCUAUCAGGUUGCAAUACUAUAUAUGUGCACAAGACUGAUUGUAAAUUUGUCCCAAACAUACAUCCCAAUGUAUCUGACAAACUCCUUAUCACUUCCAAAGAACUACAUUGCAACUAUUCCCCUGGUCAUGUAUGUCAGUGGGUUUGUUUCUUCUCUGGUUAUGAAGCCUGUUAACAAAUGGAUCGGCACUUCAAUGGUCUAUUUUGUAGGUCUUGUGCCCAUAAUGGUGUUUUCCUUUUGGGUUUUGGUGGACACAAACAUGGGUACACGGGUUUAUGGAGCCGCCGUGCUGCUGGGAGCUGGAUCUGCUGUCAUUCUGGUCAUGUCACUGUCCAUGACUGCCAAACUCAUCGGCGAUCAAAGACAAAGUGGUGCUUUCGUGUACGGUGCAAUGAGCUUCACUGAUAAGGUGGCAAAUGGAAUUGGAGUGAUGAUAAUACAGGCUUUACAUCCCUGUCACACACUGGACUCUGACUGCAAAUGGUUUUACCGCACUGUCAUGGUGAUCGUCACCGGCGGUGUGGCUGGCGUUGCAGCUCUCUGUCUCUCUACCCUUCUCAUCUGGCCCAUCGCAAUUCGCCGACGUCUUGCGGUCAUCAGAGGGCUGAUGAGUACACAUGACGAUGAGACAAACAGCCGUGAGAUCAAUGGUAUACUGAACUGACAGGUGUGUUAAAAACAGCGUUAAAAACUUGAAAACACUCAACAUUCUGUGAAAGACUGGGCCGCACUGCAGAGGAAACACUACGUGUCCUUUUGUAACUAACCAGGAACAAGGAAGAGAAGAAAAUUUGCUGUGCUGUGGUCACGAGUUCUUGUCUCAGCCCUUCGGAGAUGCGAGUUUCAGCAUUGUUCUUACACUGUCAACAGGUUCUUUGUGUGACGUUUUCAAAUAUGAACUCAGGUCUGUCACAUGGAGUGACAGUUCGAACAGGACAACAAUGAUACGACACAUUCAAGAGGAGGAAGUUGCUCUGCUGAAAAUUUCCCAAAUAUUUCUGAGAAUUCCACUGGAAAUGAAAAACACAUCUAGUAUGUGUGAUAACUUUGUAAAGUGGCUUUUGAAUACAAUACAGAUACUGACCAUUCUUGAAAGCUUUGCAGAUGCUUGCUGUAAAGUCGGAAUAGCACAAAUAUGUUUGCAGUAAAGCUUGUUCAGGCGGUUAUGCCUGUACUGUUUUGAAGUGGUACACGUGAUACUUGUAAGAGAGUUGUCACAUUUUUCUAAAACUGAAAGUUUUUGGGAUGGUGUCAUUGCAUUUCCUGUUGUCAUCGGUUCUGCAUUUACAUUCUAUGGACCAGAACAAAGAAAUCUUCAUGGCUUAAUUCACUGACACAACCGUUUUUAAGCUGUUUAGUGCUCUGCCAAGAGAAAACUAACUAGUUGGCCACUAAUACUGCUUUGACACUUUGAGUUGAAUGAGUUCACCUGUAGCUUGUUUAAAGUUUAUGGCAGUUACAUUUUUAUCCACUAGAGGGAGACAUGUUAAGAAGCUUCGUGGCACUGCAGUGGAUUUUGGAAAUUCACAAAGUAGAAAAAGAACUUGUGAACAGUGCCCAUUAAUUAUUAUUAAUUUAACUCUAAUCAUAAAAAGGAAGACAGAUUUAUUACUGUUGUAAAUUACAAUUGUACUGUAAAUUUAAAAAAUGAAUAAUUAAUAAACAUUUUUGUCAGCCGCACCCUUUAUACAAAACAUAUGUGCUUGAAAUACCCCUGAGAUUUUAAGUUAAUAAUUUAACAGCGCAUUAAUAUGAAUAAUUAUUACUGAUUGAUUAUUAUUUUAGCUUUAUAAAAAGAAAGAGUGACAUUUAGUACUGUUAGUACUGUCAAAUAAGUUAAAUACCAAUAUUUGUGUCUAAUUAUUUCAAGCUUUUAUUUGGGCAGAAUACUAAUGGAAUGAUUCAAACUUAUAUCCUCAAAAAUACUGUGAAUUAUGCAAACAAAUAUGUAUGCAAAAGCUGAUUAAUUGAGCAUCCCCAUUUUUUAAUUUACACUGGAUUUAAUUAAUUAUCCGUUUAAUCAACUCUCAAACUCCCUGCAGUUUCCAUUUGAGAAACCCUUUUAAAAUUGCACAUAGGAAUUAAAAGGGCAGGAUCUAUACAGUGUUUGUUGGGGUUAUAUGGCACACUGAUUCUAUCAUACAAAUAAAAAAGUUGAGCCACAGAAGUUUUUGAAGAUUACAGCCCUGCUUCCCUCCUGGAGCUCUGCAUAUAGUCCAUCAAUGCCAUCCCGCCGUCAUACCUGAAUACACUCGGGUCAUAAUACUGGGUGGUACUGCCAUUUGAAAUAAAUUUCUGAAACACAAGCAGCAGAAACAAAUGCAAAUUCGCCCUUUAAUUAAAGCAGAGCUGCCUGACUCCUGGGUAUCAGCCCACGGUGUGCCAGCAGCAAUACCCCCCUUGCAGUCUUUAAACAUGCUGCUGUGGGUAAUUUGAGGGGCAGGCGUCAUCUCCGCCUGUUAGUGUGACCACUAAUUGGAGUCUGGACCAUGGCCUGUACUUGGAUGGAGGCAGAGUGGUGUGAAUGAUAUAAGAUUACAUCGUGAGGGGAGCAGAGGUAGGGGACAGCCACCCAAGAAUACUGGGGUUGCUGUAUGGAGGGAUUCAGAGAGGUCAGGCAAAUCACACACAAGCUGCCAAAUCCUUUACUUUAUAUACUUUUAUAGACCGCUCAUUAGAAGUGUGGUAAGAGUCCUUUAGUUCUCCAACAGCAUUUAAUGGAGACUGUGAUGACGAAUAUAAAGCUUUUGACUUUUUGAACUGGGACAUAUAGUACGACUUUUGCAUCUCAUGUAAAAAUGAUAUUUUUGUUACAUUAAGUCAGUAUAGCUGAAAGUUGGAUUUCAUGUGGUUUAUGUAGACUAUUGUAUGACAACAAUUAUUGUAUCUAUAUGGUACACUGUUGGGAGAAACUGUGAUUACCAUAGCAAAUGUCUUGGAACAUUCAAUGUCUUGCACAUUCUGAUUUUCAUUUUAUACAAAUACAGUUUUAGCAAAAAUGCU